CCUCCCCGCCCCUCUUCCUGCCCUCUCCCCGCCCCUCUCCGCCCCCCGCCCCGCCUCCGGCCUCCUCCGAGAGCUCCAGACCUCUCAGCUACUCCGAACCCCGCCGACUGCCGGGACCGCGCGAUGGAGUCGACUGGCGGCGACGGGAAGGCCCCGGGAGGCCCCCGGGUGCUGGUGGUGGGCGGCGGCAUCGCGGGGCUGGGCGCGGCGCAGAGACUCUGCGGCCACCCUGCCUUCCCGCACCUGCGCGUCCUGGAGGCCACGGCCCGUGCCGGGGGCCGCAUCCGCUCGGAGCGCAGCUUUGGUGGCGUGGUGGAGGUGGGCGCGCACUGGAUCCAUGGGCCUUCCCGGGGCAACCCCGUCUUCCAGCUGGCUGCUGAGUACGGGCUGCUGGGGGAGAAAGAGCUGUCGGAGGAGAACCAGCUGGUGGAGACCGGGGGUCACGUGGGCCUGCCCUGCGUCAGCUACACCAGCUCCGGGGUCCGUGUGAACCUCCAGCUGGUGGCGGAGAUGGCGACUCUGUUCUACGGCCUGAUCGACCAGACCCGAGAGUUCCUGCAGGCGGCGGAGACCCCGGUGCCCAGCGUGGGGGAGUUCCUCAGGAAGGAGAUCAGGCAGCACGUGGCCGGCUGGACAGAGGACGAGGAGACCAAGAAACUGAAGCUGGCCGUCCUGAACGCCUUCUUCAACCUGGAAUGUUGUGUGAGCGGCACCCACAGCAUGGACCUGGUGGCCCUGGCGCCCUUCGGGGAGUACACCGUGCUGCCCGGGCUGGACUGCACCUUUUCUAAGGGCUACCAAGGGCUCACAAACUGCAUGAUGGCCUCCCUGCCAGAGGACACAGUAGUUUUUGAGAAGCCCGUGAAGACCAUUCACUGGAACGGGGCCUUCCAGGAGGCAGCCUUUCCCGGGGAGACCUUUCCAGUGUCGGUAGAGUGUGAGGAUGGAGACCGGUUCCCAGCACACCACGUCAUUGUCACCGUGCCCUUAGGCUUUCUUAAGGAACACCUGGACACCUUCUUUGACCCUCCGCUGCCGGCUGAGAAGGCGGAAGCGAUCAGGAAGAUCGGCUUUGGGACCAACAACAAGAUCUUCCUCGAGUUUGAGGAGCCCUUCUGGGAGCCAGACUGCCAGCUGAUCCAGGUGGUGUGGGAGGACACAUCCCCGCUGGAGGACCCUGCCCCCGCACUGCGGGACGCCUGGUUCCGGAAGCUCAUCGGCUUUGUGGUCCUUCCUGCCUUUGGGUCUGUCCAUGUUCUCUGUGGGUUCAUUGCUGGGCUCGAGUCUGAGUUCAUGGAGACUCUGUCGGAUGAAGAAGUGCUUCUGUGUCUCACCCAGGUGCUCCAGAGAGUGACAGGAAAUCCACGGCUUCCUGCACCCAAGAGCGUCCUGCGGUCUCGCUGGCACAGCGCCCCGUACACCAGGGGCUCCUACAGCUACGUGGCCGUGGGCAGCACGGGGGACGACCUGGACCUGCUGGCUCAGCCCCUCCCUGCAGAUGGCACCGACGCCCAGCUCCAGAUCCUGUUUGCAGGGGAAGCCACACAUCGGACGUUUUACUCCACGACGCAUGGGGCUCUGCUGUCGGGAUGGAGGGAGGCUGACCGCCUCCUCGGUCUGUGGGCCCCGCAGGCGCAGCAGCCCAGGCCGAGGCUCUAGCAGGCCAGCCUGCGCUGCUCCUCCGGUGCUGGGGGAGGCUGGGACUCUCGUUUCCUCUGAUGAUUUCAGCCUGGAUUGAGAUUUGAGGAUGUUAAUGAGAGCCUUCUGGUUUUGGUGACUUUCUCA
This is a messenger RNA of Callithrix jacchus (white-tufted-ear marmoset), 1785 nucleotides long. It is a transcript of the gene PAOX, whose product is annotated as polyamine oxidase. Gene Ontology annotation, molecular function: polyamine oxidase activity. Gene Ontology annotation, biological process: spermidine catabolic process. Lineage: Eukaryota; Metazoa; Chordata; Mammalia; Primates; Cebidae. The record is from RefSeq and is a predicted model, not a curated record.